AAAUGGUCAAUAGUAACAUCAAAACGUACUCAUCAUCAUCAUCAUCAUUGGAUAAUUGAUGUUUUCUAAUUUCGAUUAAACCAAAUCACUUGCAGUUUGAAGGAUUUAGAGAUUCAACCAUCGGUCAACAAGACAAGAAGCAGAAGAUUGUUUUCCAUCAUUGAUAAUCCAUCUCUUCAUCAUCUUUACUUUUAGUGAAUUUAUUUUCUUUUUUAUUUUUGACAAUUACCUCUUCUUCUUCUUAUCCUUUAUUGUUAACUAAAUCAGUUAUCUCCUCUCACCAGAACCAUGGAAUUGAUUGAACCUCACUUUCGUUCAGUAAAUGAAUGUCCUCAAGAAGUUGAAUGUCAAAUAUUAGGAUCUUUACCUGAAUGGUUACAAGGUUCGUUGAUUAGACUUGGCCCUGGUAAAUGGGAUCUUGAAGAUGGAUUCACUCUUAAUCAUUGGCUUGAUGGUUGUGCGAUGUUGAUUAAAUUUCGCUUUGAAGAUGGUCGAGUUUUCUAUUCAUCUAAAUUUCUUCGGUCAAACGCUUUCACCAAGAUGAUGGCUCAUGGUAAACCCGUUUUCACAGAAUUUGGAACUCGAGCUUAUCCUGAUCCAAGUAAACCAUUGGUUGCACGGUUAAUUAACCAAUUAAUACCAAGUGAUUUAACCGAUAACGAUAUUUCCAAUAUCUACCUGAUGAAUAAACGUCUAUUUGUAGCAACUGAAAGUUGUAACAUUUGGAGAGUUGAUCCAGCAAAUAUGACAGGUAUUGAAAAGUUUAAUUUGGACAGAGAGGCUUCGGUUAAUCUCAGUACAUCUCAUCCAUUAUACUCAGCGAGUGAUGAUUCUUAUUACAAUGUUGGAACCAAUUUCUUAUCCGGAAUGAAGUACAGCAUUUAUCGAGUUCCUAAAAGAGAAGAUUCGAAAUCUCCAUCAUCAAAUCCAUUCAAAGGAGUUAAAAAAAUUGCUGUUAUUCCUUCAAGAUGGAAAACUGGAUUCAGUUAUAUUCAUAGUUUUGCCAUGACUGAGAAUUUCAUUAUUAUAAUUGAACAACCAUUGGUGGUAAAUGGUUUCAAACUUGCUACUUGUACACUUAAAGGUAAAUCAAUGGAGGAAUGUUUGGAAUGGCGACCUGAUGAACCAACCCGAUUCUAUGUGAUUAACAAAUCAACCGGAAAAGAACAAGAAUUUGACUUUGAAUAUGAAACUGAGGCUUUUUUCUUCUUCCAUGUAAUGAAUGCUUACGAGCAAGAUGGACAUGCAAUCAUCGAUUUGGUUGCCUACGAGGAUAUUAAAGUUCUCGAAAAGUAUCACUUGAAAUAUCUUCGAUCAAAUGAAUUCAAUGAUCAAUGUCAACCAACAGCUCGUCGAUAUGUCCUUCCAUUGGAAAAGAGAGUACCUCAGCAGAAUAUUAAAUCACAGAAUAAUUUGGUUGAUCUACCUAAUUGCUCUGCUUCAGCUUAUCUUAUCGAUGGAAUAAUCAAAUUAACAUACGAACAAUUAGCCGAACCUGGCUUUGAACUUCCAACAUUAAAUGAUUCUUUCGCCUGUACCAAAUAUCGAUAUGCUUAUGGAAGUGGUACAUUCGAACAGGGAACUUUCUCUCACUCUGCCAUCAAACUUGAUUUGGAAACUCACGAAGUGAGAAUGUGGAAAUCAUCUGAGACUGCAUUCCCUGGAGAAGCUUUUUUCAUACCUAAACCUGAUAAUCAAGGAGAAGAUGAUGGUAUCAUUUUAUCUGCUGUUCUGGAAAGUGAUCAGAGUAAGAAAAGUUUCCUUAUUCUCUUGGAUGCUCGAACUAUGAUGGAAAUGGCAAGAAUAUUGAUUCCUCGUGAUUUAGCUGAAAUUCCACCCACAAUUCAUGGUGUUUUCAUCUCUAACAUUAAAGAAAUUGUUAUAUAAAUUAAUUGGAAUAGUGAGAGAAAUUGUAAUCAACAUUUUUCACUUAGAAUCAAAUUAAUUCAAAGAAAAAUAUUCUCUCAAUGGUUAAGGUUUAUGAUUACAUUAUAUUUAUUUUAUUCUUUUUAUUUUGUUCUCUUUAAUCAAUCAACAAUUUCAAAUCUCAUUUUAAAACCUGAUUAUAAAGGUAGAAAUUUUAAUUGUACUCCUAAUUAAUUAAUAGAAACAAUUAAUUCUUAAAAUACUAAUAAAAACAAUUAGAUAUUUACAAUUGAA
Messenger RNA from Panonychus citri (citrus red mite), 2160 nucleotides. RefSeq names its product beta,beta-carotene 15,15'-dioxygenase-like. The coding region runs from base 289 to 1887 and encodes 532 amino acids. Lineage: Eukaryota; Metazoa; Arthropoda; Arachnida; Trombidiformes; Tetranychidae. The transcript has 8 exons. Gene Ontology annotation, molecular function: carotenoid dioxygenase activity; beta-carotene 15,15'-dioxygenase activity. Gene Ontology annotation, biological process: retinal metabolic process; carotene catabolic process. The record is from RefSeq and is a predicted model, not a curated record.